GCGUCUGGGCCAUUAUUUUGUCCUCCUCAAGCUUCAAAUGAACAACAGGCGAAGCGUUCCUUGAAAUGAAUUAAAUAUUAAUACGCGGAAGGAGCUUCCUUUCCUCCUCGGUCACCACUGCGGACCUUCAUGGAGCCUCUCGGUCAGUAGCUCGCCGUGUCGCCGGGCUGAUCGCUCCUCGGUCCGACUCGAGGCCGAAAACAGUGCUCGGAGUGACAGCCCCGUUAAAGGCAGCAGAUUGGGUGUUUAUCUGGUUGACUAGCCACCUAGCUAGCUCCAGAGACAGCUCAGAAGGGGAGGAAGAGCCCGGGAGGAGCAGCAGGACACUUGAGGAGACAGACGAGCCGUGGCUGUCCCUGUCCCACCCUACCGAGGGGAUGAUGGCUCACCUUCGAGACAUGCAGAACCAGAAUACACGGUUGGACCCCGAGGAGUACUUCACCAAGCAAGAGCGGAUUGGGAAAGGCUCCUUUGGAGAGGUCUACAAAGGCAUCAACAACCGCACAAAGGAAGUGGUGGCGAUUAAAAUCAUAGACCUGGAGGAGGCCGAGGACGAGAUCGAAGACAUCCAGCAGGAGAUCACAGUGCUCAGCCAGUGUGACAGUCCUUUUGUUACCAAGUAUUACGGCUCAUACCUGAAGGGGACCAAGUUGUGGAUUAUCAUGGAAUAUUUAGGUGGAGGAUCUGCUCUGGAUCUGCUCCGUCCAGGGCCUCUUGAAGAAACGUACAUUGCAACAAUACUGAGGGAAAUACUAAAGGGGCUUGAGUAUCUGCACUCUGAGAGGAAGAUUCACAGAGAUAUUAAAGCUGCCAAUGUGCUCUUGUCGGAGCAGGGCGAAGUGAAGCUGGCAGAUUUCGGGGUGGCAGGACAGCUGACAGACACCCAGAUAAAAAGGAACACGUUUGUGGGCACGCCUUUCUGGAUGGCUCCGGAGGUUAUCAAACAGUCGGCUUACGACUUCAAGGCGGACAUCUGGUCCUUGGGCAUCACUGCCAUUGAGUUGGCCAAAGGAGAACCUCCCAACUCCGACCUACACCCCAUGAGGGUCCUCUUCCUCAUCCCCAAAAACACUCCUCCCACCCUGGAGGGGCCUUACAGCAAACCUUUCAAAGAGUUUGUGGAAGCUUGUCUAAAUAAAGACCCACGUUUUAGGCCAACCGCCAAAGAGCUUGUGAAGCACAAGUUCAUCACACGUUACACCAAGAAGACAGCCUACCUGACAGAGCUGAUUGACCGCUACCGACGCUGGAAGUCAGAGGGACACGGGGAGGAGUCCAGCUCUGAUGACUCAGAUAUGGAUGCUGAUGGUGACGUGGAUACAUGUCCCAUGUGGACCUUCCCCACGGUCAGACCCAACUCUAUGAACAAGUUACAGAAGGGCUACACACACACAGAUUCCGACUCAGGAGACUUGGUGAAACGACAACCUAAGUCACAAUGCUUGUCUGCUUUGGUAACUCCCAUUUUCAGAGAGUUGAAGGAGAAGCGGCGGGCAAGUGGCGGAGGUGUAGGAGCUAUCGAGGAGUUGGAGAACGCCUUCAACCUCGCGGAGGAGUCCUGUCCGGGCAUCUCCGACCGCCUCGUCACACAUAUGAUGGAGAGAGUGUGCAGGUUUUCUUUAAAUGGUAACACCACCCCGUCUUCGCGGUGAAACCCCCAGCUGGAUGUAACUUAAACCUGUCGCCCCUUUUUUCUGUCUCCCAGACCCACCCAAUGUCUCAGAUAAGGACAACAGAAGAACACCCCCCCUCCACACACACACACCCUCCUCACUACCUUUACUCCUUUCCUAGUCCUGUCCCUGAAGAGAUCUUUUAAUUAGUUAUAAUUAAAUAUUUUUACAGUUUUUUCUUUAAGAGCGGAGAGUAUUUAAGACAAAAAAAGCCACAACAUUUAGAGCGUUGUGUAUACCUGUUAGGUUGAGAAGAAAAAAAACUAUAAUAAAGUUUAUGGAAAAUG
Molecule: messenger RNA, 1960 nt
Organism: Limanda limanda (common dab)
Lineage: Eukaryota; Metazoa; Chordata; Actinopteri; Pleuronectiformes; Pleuronectidae
Gene: stk25b
Product: serine/threonine kinase 25b
Exons: 11
Coding region: 378-1652 (424 amino acids)
Biological process (GO): protein phosphorylation
Molecular function (GO): ATP binding; protein kinase activity
Source: RefSeq, a predicted model, not a curated record